ACUCUCCAUUCUAUAUUUACCUGACGGAGAAAAUAUUAAACACAAUUGUUUGACCGAGAAAAUUAUUUUAGCAUUAAAGUAUUCAAUAUCCUGCAAACGCAUUAAUUCAACACGAAUAAUAUCAACAAAAGAGCAUGGCUGAGGAUAAUUCGGAUCUGGAAUCAUAUUUGGAUGAACUGGAGAAACAUGUUGAAGAGGAUAUCACAGCGAUUUAUUCGGAGGUUGCCAACGAAGAAGAGGAAAAACAACAAGAGCAAGAUGAUGUUGAAGAUGACGACGCUUUGGAUGAUGCCGAACUAGAAGAUGGUACCAUAUUUAUGGAUGAGGAAGGAAAUUAUUACUAUCAAAGCGGUAAAAAGGCAGUUCAAGUAAAACCUGUAAAAAAAGAGAAAUCCAUUGUAAAAUCAGUGGCUGCUGCAGUAAAGAAAAGAAAACUAUCUCAAUCUCCACAACGUCCUGUUAAAAAGGAAAAACUCAACACUAGUAAGGAAAGUCCUAAACCACCUAGUCCGACAAAAUCCACAAAAACUAAUUCUAGAAAUAAAAAUGCAGGCAAUAAUUCAAUAUUAAAAUAUCUUGAUAUACAAAAGAAACCUAAAGAAACAAAAGCUGAAACACCCGCAAGUCCUGAAAAAACAAAAACCACAGCCAGAAAGCAAACGGCUAUUAAAAAGGCGACUAUUUCUCCAAGGGCUACAACAGUUCGAACCAGAGGACGAAAAGCCACAGAGCUCAAUGUGACAACAAAAACUGAGCCGACCGAUACAACUGAUGCCAAUAUAACAGCAUCGACGGUAGAUCAAACAAUAGCCUCUGAAGCCUCCGAAGCUAAUGGUGAGGUCUACGAUUUCGAUGAAACUGAAAGAACUGUGAAUGGGGCAGAUUUUACCGUGGACGAGAGCAAAGAAGAAGGUGUCAUCGAGAGCGAAGUAUUGCUUAAACCACUUCAUAUUACUCCUGAUUCUGAGGGCCAAUUUAAGUGUCAGAUCUGUGACUAUAGCACAAAUAAGAAAUUUCUUUUGACGCGUCACUUUAGGACACAUUCCGAUGACAGACCCUAUAAAUGUUCUGUUUGCGAGAGGGGUUUCAAAACUCACAAUUCUCUGAUGAACCACAUAAAUACCCAUUUGGGCAACAAACCCUAUAAAUGUGGCGAUUGUGAAAUGAGCUUUACCACAUCGGGUGAAUUGACAAGGCACAGACGUUACCGUCACACCCUCGUAAAACCCCACAAAUGUACUGAAUGUGAUUAUAGUAGUGUGGAGUUAAGUAAACUUCGUCGCCAUAUGCGUUGUCAUACGGGAGAAAGGCCCUACCAAUGUCCUCAUUGCACCUAUGCUUCUCCAGAUACCUUUAAAUUGAAACGUCACAUGCGCACCCAUACCGGUGAAAAGCCAUAUGAAUGCGAUAUUUGCCAUGCCAGAUUUACACAAUCGAAUUCACUGAAAUAUCAUCGUCUUAUACACUCGGUCAAUGAUAAGCCGGUAUUCCAAUGUAACUUGUGUCCCACAACGUGUGGACGUAAAACAGAUUUACGUUUGCACAUCCAGAAAUUGCAUAAUUCUGAGACGCCAUUUCCCUGCAAACGUUGUGGCAAAGAAUUGCCCGAUCGUUAUCAGUAUAAAAUGCAUGUUAAAACACACGAAGGAGAGAAAUGUUAUCGCUGCACAUAUUGCCCAUAUGCCUCCAUAUCACAACGUCUACUGGACACUCACAUGCUAAUACACACAGAUACCAAACCCUUUGUAUGCGACCUCUGUCAACAGUCCUUCCGCCAAAAACAAUUGCUUGCACGUCACAUGAAAUUGUAUCAUACGGCAAAUUAUGAGCCACCAAAACCCCUGAAAAAGGGUCACGUGUGUCCACACUGUGAGCGGGCAUUUGCCUUUAAAGGCAAUCUAAUGCGCCACAUGGAAACUCAUGAUCCCAAUUCUAAAAUAAAUGAGGAGAAACUUAAAAUAAAAAUGGGUCGUUUAAAACGGGUACAACCAGAUGGUACAGUGGUCACACAAAUAAAAAGUUCCUUUAUUUACAACGAAGAUGAGGUGGUGAAUGCCACUAAUGAACGUGAAAUGUCAGCCGAUAAUCAAGAAAAUGUUAUCUUUGAAGAUGAAAAUGGCGAACCUGUACAAUACGUAUACGAGGAUUAUGAGCCAGAAGAGGAAGAACCAGAGGAAGAGGAGGAAUACGAUGAAAACUAUCAGGAAUUGGAAUACUACGAAGAGGAGGAUGAAAAACCACAGUUUGUAAUAAAAACAGAAAAAUGUAAUCGAGAAUUUACGACAAUUGAUUUGCCAGCUGAAUUAAAUGUAAAGAAAGAGAAAGAAUCUGUGGUUGCAACAGAAGAUGAUGAAUAUAUGAUCAUUGAAGUGAUGCAAGAUGCUGAAGAAGUCGACUUGGAGGGACAACAGGAGUUUUGCCAAAAUUCACCAGAAAAACAACCAAAGAUUACCAACCCAGCACCUUCUGUUAUAAGCAAAUCAAAAACUUCGGCUUUAAAGGCUAUUACCGAGGAUUGUUUUGGUUUUGAUGAUGACGCUGAGUCUGAUGAUGAGGUAGCCGAAAAUACUGAACAUACUGAAACAUCGGAGUUGAUAGAAAUCCUCAAGGAAUAAGCAUAACUCUUUUAUUUAUGUUUUUAUAUUUAAUUUUAUAGUAAUUUCAAUGUAUUUAUUCUAUGUUUGUUAAAUAUGAUUAAAGUUAUAUACUGGUAUAGCUGUAGAAUUUUAAAGGUAUUGCUUGAAAAUAUCUUAAAAUAAUUAUUUAUAAUAUUAAUAAAAACCGCUUGUAAUCAUACAGAUAUUCAACAA
Molecule: messenger RNA, 2810 nt
Organism: Musca domestica (house fly)
Lineage: Eukaryota; Metazoa; Arthropoda; Insecta; Diptera; Muscidae
Product: transcriptional repressor CTCF-like
Exons: 7
Coding region: 135-2615 (826 amino acids)
Biological process (GO): epigenetic regulation of gene expression; negative regulation of transcription by RNA polymerase II; positive regulation of DNA-templated transcription
Molecular function (GO): chromatin insulator sequence binding; DNA-binding transcription factor activity; RNA polymerase II cis-regulatory region sequence-specific DNA binding
Source: RefSeq, a predicted model, not a curated record